UGAUGAAAAUGAGCAGUUAGUCAAGAAGGUGAAAAAACUACACAUAAAAAAUAAGGAGCUAGAAAGGAAUCUGGGUCAGAUCCAAGAACAACUGCAUCUGCAGCAGUUAGUGCAUGUCUGUGGCACAAGCAGAGAGGAUUUUGUGCUGACAAAAAGCCCGGUGUGAUCCUUUGAGCAGCCCAAGCUGUUUUCAUCUGAGAGGAGAACUAGAGCCAUUGUCUUAUGCUGGUACUGCAAUGCUGAGUUCUAGCUCGACUGCUGUGAAGAAUCUCCCUCUGAAGAGGAAGCUCUGUUUUCUGCUGAAACUUGUGUGCUUUGUCAGCUCAGUGUUAAUAUUUUGUGAAUUUUUAAUUUACUAUGUGGUGAUAUUUCAAUGCCGAUGGCCAAAAGUGAAAGGUGGAGCUCACAUGACUGAAAAAGAUUCAGUCCUAAAGGCCAUAAUUUUAGCUGAUACACACCUACUUGGUGAAAUCAAAGGACAUUGGCUGGAUAAGCUAAGAAGGGAAUGGCAAAUGGAGAGAUCUUUCCAAACUGCCUUAUGGUUACUGCAGCCAGAUAUUGUUUUUAUUCUGGGAGAUGUUUUUGAUGAAGGAAAAUGGAGCUCACCUCAGGCCUGGGCAGAUGAUGUCAGGAGGUUCCGGAAAAUGUUCCAGCAUUCAGUUUUUACGGAGCUGGUGGUCAUCGCUGGGAACCACGACAUCGGAUUUCAUUACGAAAUGACUACUUACAAGAUAAAUCGAUUUGAAAAGGUUUUCAACUUUACUUCAGGAAAGCUGAUAACUCGGAAAGGAAUAAACUUUGUCCUAGUGAACAGUGUGGCCAUGGAGGGCGAUGGCUGUGCUGUCUGCCGUACCUCAGAGGCAAAACUUGUGGCACUUUCUCACAAACUGAAUUGCUCCCAGCAGAAACCAAAUCAUUCCAACAAAAGAUGCAGUGAUGUGGAAAAGCUUCCAGCUUCAGAACCCAUCCUUUUACAGCAUUACCCUCUCUAUCGGAAAAGUGAUGCUGAAUGCACUGGAGAAGAUUCUGCUCCUCCAGAGGAGAAAAGCAUCCCCUUUAAAGAAAAGUAUGAUGUACUGUCUCAAGAGGCAUCACAAAAGCUGCUAUGGUGGUUUCAGCCCCGUUUGAUUCUCAGUGGGCACACUCAUAGUGCUUGUGAAGUGCUGCACGCAGGGAAAAUUCCAGAAAUCAGUGUCCCAUCAUUCAGUUGGAGGAAUAGAAACAAUCCUAGUUUCAUCAUGGGCAGCAUAACACCAACUGACUUCUCCCUCCAAAAAUGCUUCCUUCCAUUUGAGAGCAGAGUCUUCACUAUCUACUGUGCAGCAGGUGCUCUGCUUGUGAUCCUGGUACUAGCUCAUGUUCAGCUUCUCACUCCACCGUUUUAUUUUGCUCAGCGUUUAAUCAGUAAGCAUAAAGCAGUAUGAAGAGCCAGACAUCUGCAUUCAGUCACUGAAAUACCAAAGCUGAGAACAGUCAAACAUCAGACUAUAUUCAUGCCAGCAAAUGACCUAAUUUGAUUGCUAGUCUGAAGGCAGGUUGCAUUUACACAUACCAUAGAAGUCCUAUACAGCUGAUAUGACUACUACAGGAUAAAUAAUUAACUGAAAUGAACGUUUCAUGCUGUACAAAAAUACUGUAUUCGACAAUCAAAUGAGUCCUUUUCCUGCUAUAAUUUUUGUAUCAAAUAUGUAUAUUAAAAGUGUAACUGUACAUUAUG
Pyrgilauda ruficollis (rufous-necked snowfinch) is the source of this 1717-nucleotide messenger RNA. It is a transcript of the gene MPPE1, whose product is annotated as metallophosphoesterase 1. Lineage: Eukaryota; Metazoa; Chordata; Aves; Passeriformes; Passeridae. The record is from RefSeq and is a predicted model, not a curated record. The transcript is spliced from 10 exons. Bases 237 to 1424 code for a protein of 395 amino acids. Gene Ontology annotation, cellular component: endoplasmic reticulum-Golgi intermediate compartment. Gene Ontology annotation, molecular function: phosphoric diester hydrolase activity. Gene Ontology annotation, biological process: GPI anchor biosynthetic process; endoplasmic reticulum to Golgi vesicle-mediated transport.